Molecule: messenger RNA, 942 nt
Organism: Actinia tenebrosa (Australian red waratah sea anemone)
Lineage: Eukaryota; Metazoa; Cnidaria; Anthozoa; Actiniaria; Actiniidae
Product: aequorin-1
Molecular function (GO): calcium ion binding
Source: RefSeq, a predicted model, not a curated record
ACCCGCCGAAUUAAGGCCACAGCAUUGCCAAUACAGCGACUCGCACGAGUAAACUAGACGUCAAGAAAGAACCUCAUACAACGAUCGCUUAAAAAGCUUGGAAACAAAAUGACAACCGAAAUCGAUUUAACUAGGAAUCCUAUCUGGGUGAAGCGUGUCGAAGGUUUGUUCGAUACUAUGGAUGUCAAUGGCAACGGCUUGUUGUCCAUUAGUGAGAUUCUGAAGUGGGCAGACAACUUGGAAAAGGCUUGCAAGGCGACACCCAAAGAGAUCAAAUCUCUAAGAGAGGCACUGCAAAUGAUGUGGGGUGUCGUUGGCCUGGUUCCUGGUGUUGAGUUGGACAAGAAGCAGUUUGUCAAGGGUUUUAAUCGACUAGCAAAGGGAGAGCUGAAAAGACAUGCAGAACAUAAGACUACUCUGCACAACAGACAAAACAACGCCUUCUUCGACGUGAUCGACGUGAACAAUGAUGGAACAGUUUCACUCGAUGAGGUGAAAACCAUGAUGAAAGCUUGUAAUUAUGAUGAAGACGCAGCAGAAGCCUGGUUUAAUGCAGCUGAUACCAACAGGGAUGGUAGGAUUGACCGAAACGAGCUGAACAAGGUCGAAUUUGAAUACUGGUUCAGUAAUCCUCAACCAUCUAAUAAAGGACUGUUUGGAGGAGUGUUCGAAUAAAAAGCCCCCGCCACUCCCCCUCAAAAAGUUUUUGAAACCUUCAACUGAAAACUCUUCCAACGUCUAUGUGUCAACACGAUUUCAUAACCUAAUGAGGCAAAUGUUAAAAAGCAUAAAGGUGCGCUAGUGUGCUGUACGUGAAAAAUGUAACAAUUUUCCUAGAUUUUACACUUUUCCCGUUUACCAAUUCUAAGUCAAAGCCGGAGCUGUAAGUUAAAAUAAAGCUGUAAUAGAUUAAAUAAUGAAUAAAAGUUGAGCAUCUUUUAA